Messenger RNA from Stegostoma tigrinum, 1933 nucleotides. Its product is annotated as zinc finger protein 572-like. Gene Ontology annotation, biological process: regulation of transcription by RNA polymerase II. Lineage: Eukaryota; Metazoa; Chordata; Chondrichthyes; Orectolobiformes; Stegostomatidae. Gene Ontology annotation, molecular function: RNA polymerase II cis-regulatory region sequence-specific DNA binding; DNA-binding transcription factor activity. The record is from RefSeq and is a predicted model, not a curated record. The coding region runs from base 241 to 1023 and encodes 260 amino acids. The transcript is spliced from 2 exons.
GUCUGAGUUCGUGGGUGUCAGCGACAAAUGAACGGGGUGCAUGAGAGAGUGAAAUUGAAUGUGUCUGCAAAGUCAGAGAAUUGGGCGGCGAAGCUACUUGAAGACCUAGAAUAAGCCUCAGACGUCGUUUAUGAUGUUAGAUGGAAACACUUGCACUGGGGAAACUCCAUCUAAACAUCACUUCAAAUUCUGACUGAGAUACUCAAUUCAUCAGGACCUGAAUGUCAUCAGAGUUUGAUCAUGGAAGCAAAUGUUAGCAUUCACACAGAGAAAUUGUGGAAAUGUGGGGAUUGUGGGAAGGGGUUCAAUUACCCAUCCCAGCUGGAAAUUCAUCGACGCAGUCACACUGGGGAGAGGCCGUUCAUCUGCCCUGAGUGUUUAAAGGGAUUCACUCGAUCAUCCCACCUUCUGGAACACCAGCGAGUUCACACAGGGGAGAGGCCGUUCACUUGCUCCCAGUGUGGGAAGGGAUACACUCAGUCAUCACACCUCCUGGAACACCAGCGGGUUCACACUGAUGAGAGACCUUUUAAGUGCCCAGAUUGUGGGAAGUGCUAUAAAUGUUCUGGAGAAUUGAUGUCCCAUCAGCGUAUUCACUCUGAUGAGAGACCAUUCAGGUGCUCUCACUGUGGGUCUGGCUUCAGGCGGUCAUCACAGCUCACUGUACACCAGCGAGUUCACACUGGGGAGAGACCGUUCAGCUGCUCAAUGUGUGGGAAAGGAUUCGCUCACUCGUCCGAUCUGUGGAGACACCAGCAAGUUCACUCUGAACAGAGACCUUUUAAAUGCCCAGACUGUGGGAAAUACUACAAAAGUUCUCGAGAACUGAUGUCCCAUCAACGUGUUCACACUGACAAGAGGCCGUUCAGAUGCUCUCGCUGUGGAAAUGCAUUCAGACGAAUGUCUGACCUCACUGUACACCAGCGCUCUCACACAGGAGAGAAGCCAUUUACAUGCUUCAAGUGUGGAAAGGGAUUCACCAGGUCAUUUAACCUGAUGAAACACCGGCGAGCUCACAAGUGACUAAAGUGGUUGGGUCUUGCUGCAGGUCACAUCCUGUGGCACACUCCGGAUAAAAGUCAAAUACAUCAGCUUUGUAUUCAAGACACAAUGUAUCAAGUUUUUACUACUUUCACCAUGUUAAUUAAUUUUGAUGGGAUCUCCCUUUCCCCUACCUUCUCCAUCGCUGUCCCCAACACCACCAGUGAUAAGCUCGUGAAUUGUAUCAGUCUUUGUAUUUGAAUGGCAGUUUUAUAUGUGGUUGACUGUAUACAUAAGAGGGGGAGAAUUGUCUCUGUGUGUGGGUGAAUUUCGGCGUCUGUGAGAGCAUGUGCCUUUCUGUCUGUGUUUGGCUGCGGGUAUGAGAGACAGUGUUGUCAAUAUACAUGUGUGUGGGUGGCUGUAUGUCUCUAACAGUGUGUGUAAGUCUAUGUCUAAGACAGUGUGUGCUUCUCCCUGUGUGUGGGAGGCUACUUGUGCAAGUAAGAGUGACUGUGUCGGUCUGUGUAGGUUGCUGUCUGUGUAUUUGUGUCAGUCUGUGUGGCUAGUUGUGUGUGUGUGUCAGUCUGUCAGUCACUAUGUGAAUGGCUGUCAAUGUGUGUGUGGAUGGCUGUCUGCAUGUUAUAUGUUAUACUGUACCUGUAAUUAUGGCUGCUGCUUCCUGAGGGCUUCUCUCCAUGAACAGACAACAUUGCUUCUCUGAAGAUCCUUGUGAUUUGAAAUGAUAACAUUCUGAGAUUCUUCAUCCAGGGUGAAACCACAGGCUGACCGUGUGCUGUGUGAAACAUGAUCUCAACCAAGCCUCACUUCUCCUGGAACCUGUUCCCCUCAAUUUCUUGUGUACAUCAUCCUCAAUCAGGCCAAUGGUCUCUACCUUAAAUUUAUCCAUCAGUUUUGCUAUUAAACAGCAAUGGGAUUGCUACUUGCACAGGAA